AUGGAGGUUGUAGUCCGGUGCGGUUUAUGUUUCAGGCUUCUUGUUAAUCUCCAGCUCCGAUUCGCCGCCAUUUCCGGUAUUUUGUUGAUUUUAUUGUGGUCGGGAGCUGCUGAUGCAAAAGCCAGGCAUCACCAUAUACCUUUGCAAGGUCCGGAAAGUGGAGUUGAUGAUAUAUCUUCUCAUUCGUGCAUUCAUGAUCAGAUCAUAGAACAGAGGAAAAGACCGGGUCGGAAAGUAUAUUCUGUUACUCCCCAAGUCUAUCAUGAGCCAAGAAACACUGCAAAAGCUCAUCCUCAUAAUGGAAGGGUAUUGCUCAGUAUUUCUGAAGAUGAGAAGGAUGUGAAACAACCUAUCAGGAUUUACUUAAACUAUGAUGCUGUUGGUCACUCACUUGACCGAGAUUGCCAGAGAGUUGGAGAUAUCGUGAAGUUGGGUGAGCCGCCUUCAAGCAAUUUCCCUGCUUCUCCUGCAUGCAAUCCUAAUGUCAAACCUCCAGUUUCCGGUGAUUGCUGGUAUAACUGCACUUUAGAUGACAUAUCUGGGGAGGACAAAAGGCGUCGCCUACGCAAGGCUUUAGAGCAGACAGCAGAUUGGUUCAGAAGAGCCUUAUCUGUUGAACCUGUGAAAGGGAAUUUGCGUUUAAGUGGAUACUCUGCAUGUGGGCAAGAUGGCGGUGUGCAGCUUCCUCGUGAAUACGUGGAGGAGGGUAUUGCUGAUACUGAUUUAGUUCUAUUGGUGACCACAAGACCUACUACUGGUAAUACCCUUGCAUGGGCUGUAGCCUGUGAACGUGAUCAAUGGGGACGUGCAAUCGCUGGGCAUGUCAAUGUUGCUCCCCGCCAUUUGACUUCGGAAUCUGGGACUUUGCUUUCAGCAACUCUCAUUCAUGAGGUUAUGCAUGUCCUGGGCUUUGAUCCGCAUGCCUUUGCUCAUUUUAGGGAUGAAAGGAAAAGAAGGCGGACUGAGGUCACUGAGCAACAGAUGGAUGAAAAGCUUGGUCGGAUAGUGACACGCGUAGUGCUUCCACGGGUUGUCAUGCAUUCGCGGCAUCAUUACGGAGCAUUUUCUCAGAACUUUUCGGGUUUAGAACUCGAGGAUGGAGGAGGACGUGGCACAUCGGGGUCCCACUGGGAAAAGAGACUUCUCAUGAAUGAGAUAAUGACUGGAUCAGUAGACACAAGAUCAGUCGUUUCGAAAAUGACUCUAGCGCUAUUAGAGGACAGUGGCUGGUAUAAGGCUAAUUAUAGCAUGGCAGACCAUCUCGAUUGGGGCCGGAACCAGGGGACUCAAUUUGUGACAUCUCCAUGUAACAUGUGGAAAGGUGCUUACCAUUGUAACACAACCCAACUAUCUGGCUGUACAUACAACAGAGAAGCUGAAGGUUACUGCCCAAUUCUAAGCUAUAAUGGAGACUUGCCACCAUGGGCUCGCUACUUUCCACAGGCUAACAAAGGUGGUCAGUCUUCCUUAGCAGAUUAUUGUACAUAUUUUGUUGCCUAUUCAGAUGGGUCUUGUACGGAUAUCAACAGUGCACGUGCACCUGAUAGAAUGCUGGGUGAAGUGAGAGGGAGUAACUCCAGGUGUAUGGCCUCAUCUUUGGUGCGUACUGGGUUUGUUCGAGGUUCCAUGACACAGGGAAAUGGUUGUUAUCAGCAUAGAUGUAAAAAUAAUUUGUUAGAGGUUGCUGUGGAGGGAGUAUGGAAAUUAUGCCCUCAAGCUGGUGGACCAAUUCAGUUUCCUGGUUUUAAUGGUGAAUUAAUUUGUCCGGCUUACCAUGAACUCUGCAGUGCACCCGUAGUUUCUGUCCUUGGUCAGUGUCCUAAUUCUUGUAACUUUAAUGGAGAUUGUGUUGAUGGAAAAUGUCGUUGCCUCCUUGGUUAUCACGGUCAUGACUGUAAAAACCGUUCCUGCCCUAAUAAUUGCAAUGGACAUGGAAAAUGCACAACUCAAGGUGUAUGCAUAUGUGAAAAUGGAUUCACUGGAAUUGACUGUUCCACCGCUGUGUGCGACGAACAAUGCAGCCUACAUGGAGGAGUGUGUGAUAAUGGGGUUUGCGAGUUCCGUUGCUCUGAUUAUGCUGGCUAUACAUGUCAGAACAGCUCUAAACUAGUUACAAGUUUAUUGGUGUGCAAAGAUGUGUUGGAGAGAGACAUAUCAGGGCAACAUUGUGCUCCACGAGAACCUAGCAUACUCCAGCAGCUUGAGGAAGUCGUGGUCAUGCCCAACUACAAUAGGCUGUUUCCAGGCGGGGCUCGGAAGUUAUUUAACAUUUUCGGUAAUAGUUAUUGUGAUGAAGCAGCAAAAAGACUAGCCUGUUGGAUAUCGAUCCAGAAGUGUGAUAUCGAUGGAGACGACAGGUUACGGGUAUGCCAUUCAGCAUGUCAGUCCUACAAUAUGGCGUGUGGGGCUUCCUUAGACUGCUCGGAUCAAACCCUUUUCAGCACCGCAGAAGAAGGGGAUGCUGAAUGUACCGGCUCUGGCGAUAUCAGAUCGCCAUGGUUUAGCCGUUUGUGGAGUAGAUUUGUAGCAAGUAACUAG
Messenger RNA from Arabis nemorensis, 2538 nucleotides. Lineage: Eukaryota; Viridiplantae; Streptophyta; Magnoliopsida; Brassicales; Brassicaceae. The record is from the annotation of a GenBank genome assembly.